This is a messenger RNA of Caenorhabditis briggsae, 441 nucleotides long. Gene Ontology annotation, molecular function: nucleic acid binding; RNA-DNA hybrid ribonuclease activity. The record is from RefSeq and is a predicted model, not a curated record. The transcript has 4 exons. Gene Ontology annotation, biological process: DNA replication, removal of RNA primer. The coding region runs from base 1 to 441 and encodes 146 amino acids. NCBI's taxonomy places the organism in Eukaryota, Metazoa, Nematoda, Chromadorea, Rhabditida, Rhabditidae.
AUGGCGGGUCGCGGACAACCGAAUCCACACGUCUACACUGAUGGUUCCUGCAGAAACCAGGGAACUCCGAAUGCUCAAGCCGGCUAUGGAGUCUAUUGGGGACAAGGUCAUGCCAACAACCGCAGUGGAACUGUCUCUGGCCAUCAGGACAGCAACCGCGCUGAGCUUCGUGCCGCUCAACAAGCCAUUCAAACGGCAUCGCGUCAAGGAUACUCUGGAGUCAACAUUCAUUCUGACUCCCACUACGUCAGAAACGCGAUCAACAACUCGGAUCAAUUCCAAAGAGCCCCAGCAACCAAUCGUGAUCUUAUGCAAUCGAUUAACUCGAUGAAAUCGAACGUCUCCGUCAGCGCUCACCACGUCAAGGGACACUCCGGUCACCAUGGAAACUCCCAGGCCCACUCGCUCGCGAGCGCUGGAGCCAAAGGAGGAAAGAAAUAA